This is a messenger RNA of Rattus rattus (black rat), 1056 nucleotides long. RefSeq names its product dehydrogenase/reductase 7C (gene Dhrs7c). The coding region runs from base 153 to 815 and encodes 220 amino acids. Gene Ontology annotation, biological process: regulation of release of sequestered calcium ion into cytosol by sarcoplasmic reticulum. Lineage: Eukaryota; Metazoa; Chordata; Mammalia; Rodentia; Muridae. Gene Ontology annotation, cellular component: sarcoplasmic reticulum membrane. The record is from RefSeq and is a predicted model, not a curated record. The transcript is spliced from 7 exons. Gene Ontology annotation, molecular function: all-trans-retinol dehydrogenase (NAD+) activity.
CUGAGAGCUAUAAAUAACCAUUAGAGCCCAAGCGAGUGGCCUUAACACAUGGAUUUCCUUCCAAAAAUGCAGACCCAUUUUAAUUAAAUUUGUAAUUAGCCUUAGGGGAGGGCAGGCCCCCUGGACUCCUUCAGUGUGGAGAGACUAACAAGAUGGGGAUCAUGGCUGUCCUGAUGCUACCCCUGCUGCUGCUGGGGGUCAGCGGCCUCCUCUUCAUUUACCAGGAGGCCUCCAGGCUGUGGUCGAAGUCUGCCGUGCAGAACAAAGUGGUGGUCAUCACCGAUGCCCUCUCAGGACUGGGAAAAGAGUGUGCUCGGAUGUUCCAUGCAGGUGGAGCAAGGUUGGUGCUGUGUGGAAAGAACUGGGAGGGGCUGGAGAGCCUCUACGCUGCCUUGACCAGUGUGGCUGACCCCAGCAAGACAUUCACCCCCAAGCUGGUCCUCCUGGAUCUCUCAGACAUUAGCUGUGUUGAAGAUGUGGCCAAAGAGGUCCUAGACUGCUAUGGCUGUGUGGACAUCCUCAUCAACAACGCCAGCGUGAAAGUGAAGGGGCCUGCCCAUAAGAUUUCUCUGGAGCUUGACAAAAAGAUCAUGGACGCCAACUACUUUGGACCCAUCACUUUCACCAAAGUUCUGCUUCCCAACAUGAUCUCUAGGAGGACGGGCCAGAUCGUGUUAGUGAACAACAUCCAAGCAAAGUUUGGAAUCCCGUUCCGCACAGCGUAUGCAGCCUCCAAGCAUGCUGUCAUGGGCUUCUUCGACUGCCUCAGAGCCGAGGUUGAGGAAUACGAUGUUGUGUCUUUUGCAGAAAACUGACCUAUGGCGUGCACCCGGUGGAGGUGGCUGAGGAAGUGAUGCGCACAGUGCGGAGGAAGAAGCAAGAGGUGUUCAUGGCCAACCCUGUCCCCAAGGCUGCCGUGUUUAUCCGCACCUUCUUCCCCGAGUUAUUCUUCGCUGUGGUGGCCUGUGGGGUGAAGGAGAAACUCAGUGUCCCAGAAGAGGGUUGACCUUGUGGUCAAAGGGGUCACUGAAGGGGGAAUAAAAGCUUUCCUUGAGA